This is a messenger RNA of Spirometra erinaceieuropaei, 360 nucleotides long. Lineage: Eukaryota; Metazoa; Platyhelminthes; Cestoda; Diphyllobothriidea; Diphyllobothriidae. The record is from the annotation of a GenBank genome assembly.
AUGGUGCCCAAGGCAACAUCAGGCGACUGGCGACCCUGUGGUGACUAUAGAGCCCUCAACAGCGCUACCAUUCCUGAUCGGUACCCCGUGCCUCAUCUUCAGGACUUUGCUGGAGCCCUUUUCGGCAAAGCGGAUUUCUCGAAAAUUGAUCUGGUGUGUGCUUUUCAUCAGAUUCCAGUCGCUCCUGAGGACAUCCCUAAAACCGCCGUCACCACAACGUUCGGACUGUUUGUCCGCAUGCCGUUUGGUCUUCGUAAUGCCGCCCAAACGUUCCAGAGGUUCAUCGACCAUGUCUUACGUGGCCUACCCUUUGUGUACGCCUACAAUGAUGACCUCUUGGUUGCCAGCCUAAAUGAGUAA